This is a messenger RNA of Epinephelus fuscoguttatus (brown-marbled grouper), 3859 nucleotides long. RefSeq lists its product as uncharacterized. The transcript has 15 exons. NCBI's taxonomy places the organism in Eukaryota, Metazoa, Chordata, Actinopteri, Perciformes, Serranidae. The record is from RefSeq and is a predicted model, not a curated record. Bases 242 to 3394 code for a protein of 1050 amino acids. Gene Ontology annotation, cellular component: centriole; centrosome; nucleus. Gene Ontology annotation, biological process: cilium assembly; centriole elongation. Gene Ontology annotation, molecular function: tubulin binding.
GACAGAGUUUUUAGGGAGAAUUGUCUAAAUUUAGCGUUAAUUAAAUUUAAUUGUUACGCGAGGCGCGUGCUGUGACGGAAGCCAUAAUGAUGAUGAUGAUGAUGAUGCUCAGUAACUGUAGCAACGCCUAAGUUUCGUCAACGGUUAACUCUGCUCAGCUUGACCCAGGACGGCAGAUGACGACGCUCAGAUGAAGACAAGCAGGGUAUAAAGCGAAAUCAAACCAACUGAGUGUUUUGCAAUGAUGUCUGCUGAAUUACCCAUGAAAAGAACACACCAGAGCACAUGCAAAGACUCAUUUCAGUCAGUUCAGUCUCCUGCACCUAUCUCACCCACUUCUGGAAUCAGUGGGGUGGAGCACCAAGACAACAGACUGCCCUCUUUAGGCUGUCAGGGUGAACCAGUGGUGGGCAACACUCACCCUGACCUUUCCUCUCACCUGAGCCCUGAGGAUGCUAUCCCAAGUGGACCCUACCAGCCAACUGCUGCCAACUGGGAUGCCUUUCACACCACGAAUCAGACUACUCAACAAGCACCAGAUCAUCCAUGUGAAGUGGUUCAGCAGCAAAUUGAGCAGAUCCGCAAGGUGCUACAGGAGCACAGUAGCCUGCUGGCACUACUAGGAACAGGUUUGAUAUUUCCUGCCUGUGUGCCCAUGCGAUGGAUUGGCUUGUUGCCCGUGCUGACUGCCACAAGCUCUGAGAAGCUCCCAGUUUUGCCAAUGUCAUCUCCUCCAUCAGAUGGAAGGAGGCGUGAGGAUCGUCCUGCCCCCACAUGUCCCAGCCAGGAUAUAUUUAGAUCCAAAGAAGAGACAACACAGCAAAGGCACUCACCUACCACCACAGGGACUCACCAGACUGUGCACAGAGAUGGAGACCAGGACCCAGUCAGCCUCUCUGCUGACCCUGAAGACAGGCUGAUCAGAUCUGCUUUGAGGGAGGAAGAGACCUUCGGGGAGCGUGUAGAGGAACAUCUGAAAGUGCAUGAAAUCUCUGAGCCAAAACAGCUGCAGAACCGCAGUGGGAUGACGACAGAGAGAUGUCACUACAUGCAGGAGGAUGAGGGCAUUUCCAGGAUGGACAGAAAUAAUUUGAAGGUCACUGAUCAGCAGGAGGUCCGGAGGAGGGCUUCCCUCAGCCUGCAGCAGCCCAGCAGGAAGUUAACCUCCGACAUCCAGAGACGCUCCUCUGCCCCUUCUACGGUCUUUAAAGAUGACGGAACGCAGCUUGAAACCUUCCAGUCUCUGAACUUUCAGCCUGAGCAUAGCCGAGAGUUUGGGACUUUACAAGACCUUAGUUCUGGUUCAUGUAAUUCUCAGACACCAGAGAUCCAGCCUCAGGCUGAUGUCUUUUCUCUGGUCUGCGGCCAAGAGCAAACUUACGCCAACACUCCUUUCAUGCCCCAACCUGAAACUCCACCUUUGGAAGGACAACAGAUCACUGAUACUCCUGCAGUAAUUGACAGGGAAGAGGAACUUAGACAGCUACAUGAAGGAAAGUCAAGAGAAGAAUUCCAUUUGGAAGAAAAAGAAAACAUUGAUAACCCUCAUUUAAGAAAGACAGAAUGCAGAAUUAAUCCAUCACUGUCUGAGCCGACACCCUCCGUUGGCAAGUCUUUCAGAGAAAAGAGGCUGAAGCACCAAGAAAUGGAAAACAUGGGUGAAACUGCAGGAAAGAUUGUUGAAGAAGAGGAGGUGAAAGGUCUGUUUGAAUUCACAGCACCUCAUGGACAAAUGGCUGUGAGCUCAUGUAGUGCCACCUCAGACAAUCUAUGGGAACAACCCCUGCAGCAGAACAACAUACAUUUCAACAUUUCCCCCUGUUUUAGGGACAACAGAGUGUCCCCCCGGACCAGGAGAAAUCAGGAAGUUAUUGUUAGUUUUAAGACCGUGAGCGACCACAUGGAGAGAGUCUCAAGCUUUAACAUGGAAACUCUAUCCACAGGCUGUGAUGAAACAAAAACACAUUUUCAUCUCUGCCAGUGCAACAAGUCGAGACCAGGAAGCAGCGCAGGCUCAAACUUGGUCAACGGUCAGAAACAAGUUAGGACAACAACAGCAGCAUUUUGUCUUUGUGUGCCAAGCAACACAAGUCAAGUCCCGACACCUCUGGAGCUCAGUACAUUUCCCAUGCAUUCCACUAAAAGAAGCACCACUGGUAGUGGUAGUGGCAGUGAGGAUGACGAUAACCCACCAUCCCAGUGUCACCAGUUUCCCAAGCUCCCAUCCCCUCCUCCCUGCCUUGGCCUCCAGGAUUCCCAUUUAAACCUUUCAGAGGAUGAUUAUGGCAGCGAGGCUGAUGAGGAAUGGAUGUUCCCGGGGAGCCAAAAACAGGACCAGUGUCUUGGAUCUGGAUUAGGGCCCCAUCAGCAGUCCUCUUCUUCCAUCUCCAACAAAGAUGAUAAAACUCAGGAUUAUUCUAAUGGAGGUCAGAAAAGGAUGACUAUACGGUCACUGAGACCAGAAAGAAAAUCUGAUGGUACAGAUGUAACAAAAAUGGCACAAACAUCAAGAGGACUUCUAAGAGAAAAACUAGAUCAGAGUGAUAAACUGAAGAGGCCCUGCAGAGGCGAUGACGUCCUCUCGGACACAGAAGCGAAUCAGCACAUGAGAAAUCAACACAGUCUGCACAAACUGGAAACCAGUGAAGUCCAGGCCCUCAGGCAGCAGAUGGAGGUGCUUCAUCAGCAGUUCAAACAGAAAGAGAGUGAUUGGUCCGCAGUUCGACACCAGCUGGAGGAGCUGAUCAGCGAGUAUGCUGAGCUGAGGAAGACACUAACAGUUACGCCACAGUGCCGCUCCGUGGCCAAUCAAUGUACUGCACAAACACAAACUGAACACCUGGAGGGACAGAUGGAGACGGAGCAGCUUCUCUCUAACGGGUGCAGCUUGGUGACUCUCAGUAACGGGACAAGGAAAGUUACCUCUGCAGACCAGAAGACAAAAACAGUCACAUUCUUCAAUGGAGACAUCAAGCACAUUUUGGAAGAUGGGAAAGUGGUUUAUUACUACGCUGGUUCACAGACAACACAUACCACCCACCCAAGUGGUCUGGAGGUCCUUCACUUCCCCAACAAGCAGAUUGAGAAGCGACACCCUGGGGGGAAGAGAGAGAUCUUAUUUCCAGACCAGACCAUCAAGUAUUUGGAGCCUGACGGCAGCGAGAGGACAAUCUACUCUGAUGGCACCAUCGUUCAGCGUUCACCGUCAGGUGAAAAGAUGGUCGAAUUCCCCAAUGGUCAGAGAGAGAUCCACACCUCCCAGUACAAGAGAAGAGAAUAUCCUGAUGGGACAGUUAAGACCAUCUACCCCAGUGGACGACAGGAAACCAAGUACGCAUCAGGCAGAGUACGCAUCAAGGCAAAGGACAAAGUUACCAUCAGACAUUUUAAAUGAAUGUGUAUAUUUAUAUUUGUAAGUGUGAGAUGGAGAAUGGUGUGUGUGUUCAGGGAUAUAGUAUUGGUAGGAAAUAACCUUUUGCAAUAUGGUCCAAACAGUGAUCAGUAAACCAGUGAUCAGAAAUUAGAGAUGUUUUUACAUUGUAGAUCUAACUUUGUAUUUUAUCCUCAUGUAGCAAGUAAUGCAUUACUAUUACUUUAAAAGAAUGACUGACAAGUGGUUUCACAAUGAUUCUAUACAAUUAUGAGCACUUUUCCACAUGCUGUUGUAAACACUAAGGGGGAAUUCGUAAAGAAACACCCUUGUACUGUAAAAGAAGAUGGCUUGAUUGCUAGAAAGUUACCCCAACUCUCUGAAGAUGAUAACAGUUUUCACUGUAACUGCAUGUAGCUAUUAGCAUUGAUCACUGAGCCUCAUUUGCAUUAAAAGGAUCAACUUUAGCACCACAUUAAUGCAUAUUUA